Messenger RNA from Acanthamoeba castellanii str. Neff, 249 nucleotides. RefSeq lists its product as uncharacterized. The transcript has 2 exons. Bases 1 to 249 code for a protein of 82 amino acids. Lineage: Eukaryota; Discosea; Longamoebia; Acanthamoebidae. The record is from RefSeq and is a predicted model, not a curated record.
AUGUCUACUGAACAGCCCAAGACCGCAGCUGCCCCUGCCGUGGAUGUGAGCAAGCUUAGCGAAGAGGAAAAGGCGUACUACGAGAAAUUUGGAAUGCUUCCCAAGAAGUCACUCGCCAGCGCCAUGCUCGACAAGAGGAGAGGGCGAGCGCAGUUCGAUUCGGCUGAUUGGCAACUGCAGAAGAACAGCCUCCCGGGACAGAAGAAGGCGCCCCUCCCAACCAACAUCGCCAAGGCGCAGAAGGAGUAG